Cynoglossus semilaevis (tongue sole) is the source of this 1850-nucleotide messenger RNA. Its product is annotated as PDZ and LIM domain protein 5-like. Gene Ontology annotation, cellular component: filamentous actin; stress fiber; Z disc. Gene Ontology annotation, molecular function: actin binding; muscle alpha-actinin binding. The coding region runs from base 263 to 1576 and encodes 437 amino acids. NCBI's taxonomy places the organism in Eukaryota, Metazoa, Chordata, Actinopteri, Pleuronectiformes, Cynoglossidae. The record is from RefSeq and is a predicted model, not a curated record. Gene Ontology annotation, biological process: actin cytoskeleton organization; heart development; muscle structure development. The transcript has 13 exons.
AGAGCAUUGUAUGCCUCACACCCACACACAGUGUGUUUGCUGGGAAGAGGAUAGUCCAAGGGAAACUGGGGGAUAACAUUGUCUACCUUCCUGUUAAGGAAUAUCUCCCUCUCUGGAAUUUCCAUUGAACAGGUCUUUGAAAACAAUCCUAAGGGCAAACGAUUACAAGCAACUCACACAUCGCCAAAAGUCCGUAACAUCAUCGAUUGCCUGAUCACCUGUGACAUCAGCACCAAGUACAUUUGAUAUUAUCAAGGAGACCAUGAGUGGCCACUACAGCAUCACCCUUACAGGCUCUGCGCCCUGGGGCUUCAGGCUGCAAGGAGGAAAGGACUUUAACCUGCCCCUGAGCAUCUCCAGGCUGACUGAUGGUGGAAAGGCGGUCAAGGCUGGUAUUGCUGUCGGUGAUCUGGUUUUGUCCAUUGAUGGCAUGGCCACAGAGAGCAUGAACCACCUGGAAGCCCAGAACAAGAUCAAGAGCUGCGCUGACAACCUCAGCCUCUCGCUGCAGAAGGCCGCCAGUGUUCCCAAACCUGCUGUGGCACCAAAGAUGGGAGGACCUCCUCCAGUGACAAAAAGUCCCAGGAAACAUGUUGUGGACACAGACAUCCAUUUCUACCAUGUGCCCUCUCAUGCUGAUGCCAGUAAAAAGCGUAUAACACAGGACACAGAGGACUGGCGUCCUCGCACUGGUACCACCCAGUCCAGGUCCUUCAAAAUUCUCGCUCAGAUCACCGGCACAGAGAAUGCUCAAGAUGAGGAAGCUGAGAAAGCCAAGAAGACAAAUGAGGGAAGUGAGGAGCCUGAAGUCAACAGCCAUACUACUGCAUUCAAGACAAUGAUCAAAGGACCUACUGCAACCCAUGGUUAUGGUCCACAAACUGGCCUUAUCAUCCCAUCCUUUGCAAUGAAGGGUAAAGGCAGUGACCAUGUCCCCAUGGGCCCCGUCCCAGCUAGGCCUAUUCCUCAGCCUCACCCUAAAGAUCAAGACACCCUGGUUCAGAGGGCGGAACACAUGCCUGCUGGGACUAGAACACCUAUGUGUGCUCACUGCAACAUGGUCAUCAGAGGACCAUUUUUAGUAGCGAUGGGUAAAUCCUGGCAUAAGGAGGAGUUUAACUGUACCCACUGCCACUCAUCACUGGCAGACAUUGGCUUUGUGGAAGAAAAUGGCUAUGUGUACUGUGAACAUUGCUAUGAAGAGUUCUUCGCACCGAUGUGCAGCCGCUGCCAGACCAAGAUUAUGGGGGAGGUGAUAAACGCACUCAAACAAACAUGGCAUGUGCACUGCUUCCUGUGUGCUUCCUGUCAGCAGCCAAUCAGAAACAACACUUUUCAUCUGGAGGAUGGAGAGCCAUACUGUGAGCAAGACUUCUACAGUUUGUUUGGGACUGGCUGUCAUGGCUGUGAGUUUCCCAUUGAAGCUGGAGACAGAUUCAUGGAGGCCCUUGGUCACACCUGGCAUGACACCUGCUUUGUUUGUGCUGUGUGCUGUACUACACUGGAAGGACAGACGUUCUUUUCAAAGAAGAACAAACCUCUGUGCAAAAAGCAUGCUCACACAUUCAAGAUAUGAAUUUUUGAUAGAAGUCCUAAGGAUGUAGAAGUCCUAAUAAUACUAUGCUAUCGUUUAAGCAAUAUUCACUUUUGUACAAUUCCCACAGCUGGGGAGCAAAUUCAGUCAUAUUUAGGAGCUUUCUUCAUAAAAUAAAAUAUAAAACAUACUUUAGUAAAAUCCUGCCAAAAUGUAGAGUAGGUUUACUGCACUGGUAUUCAUCACAGCUGGUAUUUUAUUAGUUUUGAAAACAUUUCUAACCUUAUUUUGAUGAGCACAUAUAUUGUUUUAUCCU